Messenger RNA from Gopherus evgoodei (Goodes thornscrub tortoise), 482 nucleotides. Its product is annotated as NADH dehydrogenase [ubiquinone] 1 alpha subcomplex subunit 5-like. Gene Ontology annotation, biological process: respiratory electron transport chain. The record is from RefSeq and is a predicted model, not a curated record. NCBI's taxonomy places the organism in Eukaryota, Metazoa, Chordata, Testudines, Testudinidae.
GUACUGCUUGCCCGCAGACAUGGCCGGGGCACUGAAGAAGACCACUGGGCUUGUGGGACUAGCUGUAGCUGAGAAUCCUCAUGAGCACCUGAGAAUACUGUAUACAAAAAUCCUCGCUGCUCUGCAGGACAUCCCCAAAGAUGCAGCAUAUAGGAAAUACACUGAACAGAUUGUAAAUGAGCGGUUUAACAUGGUAAAAACAGAACCUAAUGUGCAAAAACUAGAAGACAAAAUGAAAAGUGGUCAGAUAGAAGAAGUGAUAAUACAGGCUGAUGAGCUCUCUCUGGCAAGAAAAAUGGCACAGUGGAAACCAUGGGAGCCUUUAGUUGAAGAACCUCCUACUGACCAAUGGCGAUGGCCAAUAUAAUAGUCAGCAUUAUUUCUGCAACUACUUGAGAAUCGAAAAAAACACUUAAAUAAAUAUUAGUAUCAUGUUACUGAAAAUUGUUUGUCUUUAAAUUAAAGAAAAUAGCUUUUUGUAA